AUGCGACUAAUCAAGAACAAAAUUGAGCAUGGCGGCUCGGGCAUGGUCACACUAUGUCCCGAGGAGCCCGAGGACAUGUGGCACGCAUACAACCUAAUCCGGCCCGGUGAUCUACUUCGCGCGAGUGCCAUUCGCCGUGUUACCACAACCCAAGAUACCGGCUCAACCUCUUCCAAUCGAGUCCACCUCACCCUCGAGAUCCGCGUGAAGAGCCUCGACUUCGACCCCCAUAGCUCCCAGCUCCAUGUGUCUGGCCAGAUCAUCAACGAGACAGCACAUACCAAAAUUGGCCAGUUCCAUACCCUCGACUUGGAGUUGAACCGCAACUUCACAUUAGAAAAGGAAAUUGGUGCGGACGGCGAGGGUGUCGGUUGGGACAGUAUUGCCGUGGAGCAGCUCAAGGAUGCCGUAGAUGAGGGUGGAAAGCGUCGAGCUGAGGCUGUUGCCGUCGUCAUGCAGGAGGGUUUGGCUCACAUUUGCUUCAUCGGACAAUUCCAGACGAUCAUGAAGCAGAAGAUCGAAAUGUCUGUACCGCGAAAAAGGCAGGGCGGAGGGGAUCAUGAUAAAGGAAUGAACAAGUUUUUCCGUGUGACACUGGAGACUCUUCUUCGACAGAUGGAGUUUAACACCAGCAUCACUUCUGGAUCGAACAAUGAAUCUGUACGGCCGGUGCUUCUUGCUUCUCCUGGCAUCAACGACAAUGCCUGGAUUGAAGCGAUUGCUACCCAGCAUCGUGGUUGUGCAUUCUGCUUCUGGAUAUCUGAACUCUCUCUCGAGGUUCUCCAGUCUCCGGCCGUUAAGGCCCUCCUUGCCGAUACCAAGUAUGCCCGUGAAACGAAAUUGAUGGACGAUUUCUUAGAGCAGUUACGCAAGGAGACGAACAAAGCUACCUACGGUCCGCGUGAGGUCGAGUCAGCUGUUGACCAGGGCGCUGUCGGGCGAGGUGGAGGUGUGCUCAUCCUGUCGAAUCGUCUUUUCCGGUCGCAAGACGUUGCUGAGCGGAAACGAUGGGUAUCACUCGUGGACCGAGUGCGAGAUGUGGAGGGCGGAGAAGUGCGCAUCUUGAGUUCUGAUCAUGAGAGUGGGAAACGUCUAGAGGGCCUUGGAGGUAUUGCAGCGCUGCUAACCUUCCCUGUUGCUGAGGAAGAUUUGGAUUCCGAAGAAGACUAG
Penicillium maclennaniae is the source of this 1170-nucleotide messenger RNA. RefSeq names its product putative translation factor pelota. The record is from RefSeq and is a predicted model, not a curated record. Gene Ontology annotation, biological process: nuclear-transcribed mRNA catabolic process, non-stop decay; ribosome disassembly; nonfunctional rRNA decay. Gene Ontology annotation, cellular component: cytoplasm. NCBI's taxonomy places the organism in Eukaryota, Fungi, Ascomycota, Eurotiomycetes, Eurotiales, Aspergillaceae. Bases 1 to 1170 code for a protein of 389 amino acids. The transcript has 4 exons.